UCAAUUUCUGCUCCGUUCUCCGUAGUCUCCAAUCGAACAUGGCGGGCGCGAUGUUAUUCGAGCGAUCCAUUUCACAACAAAGUAGUCAAGAUUUACUCAAAAUUCCUCACAAUGACCCUAGUGAUGACGGUAAUGAAGAACAGAUUCGUGCGAAAGAACAGGGAAUACUUCAACUCGGCGAGAAAUACAAAAAUGAAGGUAAAGCUAAAGAACUUGCAGAGCUCAUCAAGCAGACGAGACCCUUUCUCAGCAUGAUAAGUAAAGCUAAAGCUGCUAAAUUAGUGCGAUCUUUGGUUGAUUUCUUUCUUGAUUUAGAAGCUGGAAUUGGAAUUGAGGUGCAGUUGUGCAAGGAGUGCAUUGAAUGGGCUAAAGAAGAACGAAGGACUUUCCUCAGGCAGUCCCUGGAAGCUAGGCUCAUUGCUUUGUAUUUCGACACAGGCAUGUACACUGAGGCGUUGCAGUUAGGUUCUACAUUGCUUAAAGAGCUUAAGAAACUUGAUGACAAAAACUUGCUUGUUGAAGUUUUAUUACUUGAAAGCAAGACAUACCAUGCUCUCAGCAAUCUGUCUAAAGCAAGAGCUGCUCUUACCUCUGCCCGAACUACAGCCAACUCCAUUUACUGCCCACCUAAGAUGCAAUCAGCUUUAGAUUUACAAUCAGGAAUCCUUCAUGCAGCAGACGAACAGGACUUCAAAACAGCCUACUCAUACUUUUACGAAGCAUUUGAAGGCUAUGACAGCAUUGAGUCUCCCAAAGCGUUGACAGCCCUCAAAUACAUGUUGCUGUCAAAAAUCAUGCUGAACACUCCAGAAGAUGUACAGCAAAUCAUCAGUGGUAAGCUGGCCGUGAAAUAUGCUGGUAAAGAUAUUGAAGCUAUGAAGAGUGUGGCCCAAGCAAGUCACAAAAGGUCAUUAGCAGAUUUUCAACUUACUCUAAAGAACUUCAAGAAAGAAUUAGAAGAAGAUGUCAUCGUUCGAGCUCACUUGGGAACACUAUACGACAAAAUGCUGGAGCAAAAUCUGUGCCGUAUAAUAGAGCCAUACUCCCGUGUGCAAGUUGAUUUUGUGGCUCAGUCCAUCAAACUACCCAAGCUGCAAGUAGAAAAGAAGCUUUCACAGAUGAUUUUGGACAAGAAGUUCAACGGAAUCCUAGAUCAAGGUGAGGGUGUGCUUAUAGUCUUUGAAGAAACAGUUGUGGACAAAACCUAUGAAAUGGCUCUAGAAACCAUCAAUAGUAUGGGAAAGGUUGUAGACACUUUGUAUCAAAAGGCAAAGAAGUUAUCAUAAGUAUCGGUUCAAAGUGUGUAUCUAGUUCUUUUUUUUAUUUAAUAAGGUUUGGACUAUGUUUUCUUAAUUAUAUUAACACUAAGUUAUGGCAUGUUAUUUGUAAAUUGGUAUAGUUCAAAAUAAAAACCCAAAUUAAUGUAAACAAA
Messenger RNA from Macrosteles quadrilineatus (aster leafhopper), 1432 nucleotides. RefSeq names its product 26S proteasome non-ATPase regulatory subunit 11 (gene Rpn6). The coding region runs from base 39 to 1286 and encodes 415 amino acids. Gene Ontology annotation, cellular component: proteasome regulatory particle, lid subcomplex. Lineage: Eukaryota; Metazoa; Arthropoda; Insecta; Hemiptera; Cicadellidae. Gene Ontology annotation, biological process: ubiquitin-dependent protein catabolic process. The transcript has a single exon. The record is from RefSeq and is a predicted model, not a curated record. Gene Ontology annotation, molecular function: protein binding; structural molecule activity.